ACUUCCUUCUGUCAUGUUAUCUGGGUGCCAGCGAGCGAUUUGCGGAUCCUUAUUCGCCCAGGAGACCGUAUUCGGAUGGAUCCUCACUGGCCCCAUUCCAACCAAAGCUCCAAAGUCCUUCUCUACAUGUGUAUCGUACUUCUGCGAAAUUGCUUUAGAAAAAAGUCUUCUGAAAUUUUGGGAGGUGGAGAAUAUUCCACAACAGCGUGUAAUGUCCAAAGCAGAUAGACAAUGUGAAGAAAUUUAUCAGAGAACGACAACUAGAGAUGGGAAUGGAAGGUAUACUGUUUCGCUUCCGUUUAAAGACGAAUAUUCCGAUUCACUAACCUUAGGUCAGUCGAGAAAAGGUGCGAUGGCCCAAUAUAUUCGGAAUGAAAGUCGUCUGCUAAAAAAUCCAGAAUUGAAAAGAGAAUAUGAUCUUAAUAUUGAAGAGUACGUCAAACUAGGACAUAUGAUUCCUGUUCUACCUCCUACAAUCUCAGAAUUUCCCGAUCAUUACUAUUUGCCGCAUCAUGCUGUUGUGAAGCCAGAUAGUUCUACCACUAAAGUCCGUGUGGUUUUCAAUGCUUCUUACGCAACAUCGAAUGGUACAAGUCUAAAUGACGUUUUGUACACUGGUCCAGCCUUACAGAACGACUUGACUAUUCUCAUCCUUAAGUGGCGUUUUUAUCGCUAUGUUUUCAGUGGUGAUAUAGAGAAAAUGUAUCGCCAAAUCCUUGUGUCUCCUUCUCACACCCACUUUCAGAGAAUCCUGUUCCGCCAGAAUCCAACUGAACCAAUAAAGGAUUACGAGUUGAAAACUGUAACCUUUGGUGUUAACUGUGCACCGUAUCUUGCGAUACGUACGAUGAUUCAACUAGCCAAUGACGUCCAUGAUUCAUAUCCAUUAGCUAGUCAUGUUUUGAAGAAUUGCAUGUAUGUGGAUGAUGCCCUUGCAGGGGCACAUGACAUACACACAGCAAUUUCAACCGUACGUGAAUUAAUCCUAUCUCUGAAGUCCGCAGGAUUCAACAUGCGAAAAUGGACCUCCAAUUCAACAACAAUUCUCUCGGACUUGUCACCCGAUGAUCUUCUUAAUGAUGGCUUUUUAGACUUUAACGCACAUUGUGCAGCUAAAAUGUUAGGCAUUCGUUGGAAUGCGUAUUCUGAUCAGUUUUAUUUCUCCUCCAUUGCAUUUUCUCCCCAUACUUAUACCAAACGAGAGGUUCUUUCCCAAAUAUCAAAACUAUUUGAUCCUGCUGGCUGGAUUUCGCCGGUCAUUGUAUUAGCCAAGAUAAUUAUGCAAAAAAUAUGGCUAGAUAAAGUGGGUUGGGAUGAAGAGAUAUCACCAGAAUCAAUUGACUUAUGGAAAGCAUUUCAGUCUUCAUUUUCUUCCAUCAAUGAGAUUCGUGUUCCACGUUGGUUUAACUUUGUCCCAGACCAUGAAAUUGAAUUCCACGGGUUUUCGGAUGCAUCAGAAAGGGCUUAUGCCGCAGUACUAUACAUUCGAAUUGUUUCUCCAACUACUGUGUACACCCACUUAGUGGCUUCCAAAACGAAAGUAGCACCGAUUAAGUCCCUAUCUAUUCCUAGACUGGAAUUAUGUGCAGCUACUCUCCUUGCUGAGCUAAUUGACAAUUUAGUGCCUCAAUUCGACGUUCACCGUCACUCAUUACAUUGCUGGACGGACUCCACCAUUGUGAUUUCAUGGUUAGCAAAACAACCAUGUCAUUGGAAUACUUUUGUAGCAAAUCGAAUUUCUAAAAUCAUCCAAACUGUCGAUCCACCAAAAUGGCACCACGUCAGUUCAGAGGACAACCCCGCCGAUCUCGCGAGUAGAGGUGUCUAUCCACAGGAUCUAAUCCAAAAUGAUCUUUGGUGGAGAGGUCCUGCAUGGUUAUCUGAAUUUGACACUCCUUGGGAAAAUUACUCUAAUCAAGAUGUCCAACCAACUGAAUUAGAGAAGAAGUCGAGCUCUAAGGAUUAUGGCGUAUGUAUAUCGUUUUAUAAAUGGUACUCAUCCACGAUAUAAGACCAAUAAUAGACGUUAUGGUAACGUCAUAGAAGCUCAAGAAAUCAUCCAUGUUCGCUCAAAGCUGAUAUCCAUAUACCAAAGGCUAUUUUACCCAAAUGAGUACAUGGCGCUGAGUAUCCAAAGACCGAUUCCUUCUUCUAGUAAACUAUUGAGUUUGAAUCCCUUCUUAGAUUCCGAAGGUCUAAUGCGAAUUUGCGGUCGACUUGAAGUAUGUCCAGAGUUAUCCUACAACGAGAGACAUCCUAUAAUUGUUCCAUACAACUGUCAAUAUUCCAAACUAUUAGUCCAAUAUAUCCAUUUGAUAAGUCUACACGGGGGCAAUCAACUUGUCCUCCGAUUGGUCCGUACACAAUACUGGAUACCAAAGGUUCAAAAUCUUAUAAAAUCCAUUAUACGAAAUUGCAAGAUCUGUGUCAUAUAUAAGAAAAGAUGCCAAAAGCAGUUGAUGGCUGCAUUGCCUCCAGAAAGAUGUGAAAUAUCCCGACCAUUCACACAUACCGGUUUGGACUUUGCAGGACCUUUUGAUAUCAAGAGCUAUACUGGAAGAUAUUGUCGGAUUACCAAAGGAUAUGUGUGUGUGUUUGUCUGUUUUUCCACAAAGGCAAUUCACCUUGAAGCAACAUCCGACUUAUCCACAUCCAAUUUUCUGGCAGCUUUUAACCGUUUUGUUUCCCGUCGUGGGUGUCCACUCCAUUUGCACUCUGAUAACGGAACUACGUUUGUCGGAGCUUCCAAGAGGAUCGCAAAGGAUUUUAUCGAUACCUCGAAUCAAGCUCUAAUGUCCAAUUACGCCCACCAAAAUUUGACAUGGCAUUUCAUACCUCCCGGAGCUCCUCAUAUGGGUGGACUCUGGGAAGCCGGCGUAAAAAGUUUCAAACAACAUUUCCGCAAAAUUGCUGGCAAUACAAAAUACACAUACGAAGAAUUUCAAACCUUGCUGACUAAAAUUGAGGCGUGUCUAAACUCUAGACCAAUAUCCCCAUCUUCUCAAAGCCCAUCAGAUUUCACCGCAUUGACUCCUGGACACUUUUUAAUCGGUUCUCCUAUACUAUCUCUCUUAGAACCAGAAAUUUCCCAGUCAUCCAUUUCUAUUCAAAAUCGCUGGCAACGAAUCCGAUCAAUGUAUCAACAUUUUUGUAGCAGGUGGAAGACUGAAUAUCUGAAGGAACUUCAUAAAAGGACUAAAUGGAAAAGUCCAGAACGCGAUGUCGAAGAAAAUAUGCUGGUGGUUAUUCAGGAAGAAAAUCUCCCUCCGACCUGUUGGCGUUUGGGCAGAGUGGUUCGUGUCUAUCAUGGCAAUGAUCAGAAAGUGCGCGUUGCUGACAUUCUCACUCAGAAGGGAAGAAUCACCCGGCCAAUUACAAAAUUGGUCAUCUUACCAGAUAACCAGUCUUAGACUUUAUCCUCAUACAAAGCCUAAGACAAAUCAUUUUUUCCAUUUUCUAUUUCACUUCCAUUCCAUUUUUCUUUUUGUAAUUCGUUCCUUUAUUUCAGUUCUCUAUUUACAAUAUUACUAUGAAGGGUCCUUCGUCUUCUCGUUAUUCGGAAUUUGCCUGCAGGUUGUGCCGCAAAAAACAUCCUCUGAAAUCGUGCUGGAAAUUUCGUGCCAUGAACUCCGCCGAAAGGUUAAAUGCGGUCAAGAAAUAUGGGUACUGUAUGAACUGCCUGGCGCAUACCCAUUCACAGGGCACCUGUUUUACCACCACAGGAUGUGGAUAUUGCCACAAAAAGCACCACUCCUUGUUACAUCAACACCCAAGGUUACAAAAGGCAAAAUCAUCCUCGACAAAAAAGACCAAUAAGACGGUUACCCCUCUUGAUAUCACCACCCCCAAGGACUCUUCAGCCACUACCGGCUCAAUACCGAGGUCAACAUCGACAUCCAGUAUUACCUCUUUGUCGGCACUUCUUAGGCAGAAUGCCACCCCUCUUCUUCCUACUGCAGUCGUCAAAAUCAACGGAGCAAAUGGCACACAGUUGGCAAGGUGUUUAUUGGAUUCCGCGGCCCCCAUGAGCUGCAUUUCAAAACGCUUCGUAGAUAAGCUGGGGUUGUCUACGCUCGAGUUGGAAGAUGAAGUUAUGUGCCCCGUCACCUUGACAUCCUGCGUCGAUUCCAAGACAAAAAUAGAGGCUAUAUUGCGAAUGAGGAACAGGAUUGGAAUUACAACUCCUAAGCAAUCGCUGCCCGAGUCUUCAAAACUCAGUUUCAAAAACUUCGUCCUAGCAGAUAGCAAAUUCUACAAGGCAGCUUCUGUUGAUAUCGUCAUUGGGGUUGACAUAUAUUCCAAAAUUAUAGUCGACGGCAUCUUUAUUCGCCAUGGACUUCCUACAGCUCAAAAUACCCUUUUCGGAUUAGUGCUAUAUGGAACAUUUUCAAAUUAAUACAAAUAAUUGUACUCUCUUCCACCACUUUUAUUCUGAAUUUACGAUACCUUUUUUUUUAAAUACUAAUAUGCCAAUUGAAAUCACUUGAAAAGACAUAUUGUAUUAUGAUAUAAUAAGUUAUGCAUUAAGUCAUUUAGUCAUAUGAAUUUAGUCCUAAAUGAAUUGAUUAUAUAAUUGUCAUGUCCCCUUGCCAUGGGGGGCGGAAUGUUUACGUCAAAACGUAAACCAUUUUCACUUUCUUAAAUUGUAUCUUAAAUAUGAAUAGCACCAUUGUUAGUGUACUAUCCAUUCGAACUGUUAUCGAAGUUAAGAUAAAUAUGCUAUGUUUUUCCUUUUCCCAUUUCCAUACUUUCUUUUAUCGGCCUUCUCUAAUGGCCAUAUUGGGAGUCUAAUUUCCGCAUUAUCUUGGAUUCUAUUCUAAUUCGACUCUUGAACCUUACAGUCCAAAUCCAGUUCAAUCCUAAUAAAAAGAAUUCUAAAAGAACUAA
Molecule: messenger RNA, 4887 nt
Organism: Musca domestica (house fly)
Lineage: Eukaryota; Metazoa; Arthropoda; Insecta; Diptera; Muscidae
Exons: 2
Coding region: 14-2011 (665 amino acids)
Source: RefSeq, a predicted model, not a curated record